AUGUUCGCAGCAGCGACGAAGAAUUUCGUGAAGCAGGUGGGGGACACUGGUCGACUGGUUCAUGUCCCGAGCCUCAGCGAGGCGGAUCGAUAUCAACCCCUCAGUCUGGUGACCAAGAAGAGAAAACGACAUUUCUGGAAGAAGACUAAAUACACCUCAAGCCCUUUCUCACUGAAAGACAUACUCGUGGGAGAGAAAGAGAUCACGGCAGGGGUCUCGUCGUAUCAGCUCCUCAACUAUGAAGACAAGUCUGAUGUAUCCCUCACCGGGCGUCUGAGCAACCAUCUGAAACACGAUGUGGGCGUCAACAUAAGCGGUUCAGAUUCAGUGGCGGUGAAAGCCUCUUUUGGAAUCGUGACCAAACAUGAGGUGGAGGUUCCCACAUUACUGAGAGAACUCAACUCAAGGAAAGUUGAUCUGGAUCACUGUUUGAUCCGUCAGUCCAGAGAAAGCGGUCGUGUCGUGUUGUGUGUGGUCAUGGAGAGCAUCCGCACCACGCGCCAAUGUUCUCUCACGGUUCACGCUGGAAUGCGUGGAACCACCAUGAGGUUUCAGAUAGAUGACGGUCGAAACCCUAAAGGUCGAGACAAAGCCAUUGUUAUUCCGGCUCACACCACUAUAGCGUACAGCGUGUUUGAGCUUUACGUGCGUCUGGACGGUCGUCUCGAUAUAUGUGUAGUGCCAGAGUCAGUGGGAGGGUUCGAGAAAGAACAGAUCCGCGAGCAGCUCGGAGGAUUCAUCGGACGCUUUUCCGUGGGGAGACUCAGGAGAUUCCUGUCGGGAAUCAUCUACGGGAAUCCAUUCAGAGCAGACGACAGAACGUUUGAGGAGCUCACACACUCUGACAUGUACAUGGAUGAUGUGGUGACGGAUUAUUACGAGAAGGCCGCCAGCAUGACCGACCUGUCCACGGGUUACCUGAGGGACGACAAGCACACGCGUGUGAAUCUGCUGAAUCAUAACAUAGCUAAAGGUCCGUGUGCUCUGUGUGGGAUGGGUCAGCAGAGACGUGAGACUGUCUACGGAUGUCAGGAAUGCUCCUCGGGCGGAAACAAAUACGUCCGUCUGCACGCCGUGCCGUGUUUUGACCUCUGGCACAAAACUCUGAGGUGA
Messenger RNA from Triplophysa dalaica, 1113 nucleotides. RefSeq names its product pejvakin (gene pjvk). Gene Ontology annotation, biological process: programmed cell death. Lineage: Eukaryota; Metazoa; Chordata; Actinopteri; Cypriniformes; Nemacheilidae. The coding region runs from base 1 to 1113 and encodes 370 amino acids. The transcript is spliced from 6 exons. The record is from RefSeq and is a predicted model, not a curated record. Gene Ontology annotation, cellular component: cytoplasm.